GUUUUUUCUUAACUUUUUUACUUAUAAAAAUUUUAAAAAAAUUAAAUAUGGAUAUUUUAAAACAAAAACAAAAUCCGACUACGACCUUUCUUUAUAGAUUACAUUCAACUUUUAACAUAAACACCCCCAUUUGCAUCCCUUUCGCCACCGAGCCGUCUUCAUUGCGCCGCGUAGUCCUUGUAGCUCUAUUGUAAUAGGUGCAUAUUUCCAAUUAUUUGUUUUGCGGCCUCGGAUUUGGAUUUUUUAAAUGGGCAAAAUUACUUUGUAACGAUACAAGAUUGCAUGUGUUAGUAGUUGUUAAAAUGCACAUUGACAACAAAAUGGGUCAAUACCUAGUAUUUAUGGCUGCAAUUGUAGGCGCAACUAUCAACAAUAAUCUCUGGCUAAAAGUGUCGCCACUUUAUAUGAAAUGCAGCAAUUGUAUUCUGUUAUUCUUUUUAACAAAAACCAUUCCUUUGUUACUGUUUUGCCUAUAUUCCCUUCCUUACUAUUAUACCUAUACAAUCACUUGUUGCCGGAUGCUGUAACAGCACUACCAUUUUACUUUAGUGUAUAUUUAAUAAAAACUAAAAGAAAAAGGAUUUUAAAAUAAAAGAAAUGUCUAAUUUGCACACAAUCAUAAAGUGGGAACAUUGUUACAAAUUGACAAUAUUGAUAAUGAGGCUAGUAUGAAGGUUAAAGCGCCCAAGCCAAACUAAUAUCAUUAUGACAAAUUGAGGCAACCCACAAAUUAGUAUCUAUCUUUCGUCAUGUUGCACAUAACUUCAAUUAUGCAGUGUUUAAACAAAAUAAUUCUCGAAUCGACAUUUAUAACUGAAUUGUCAACAGUUUUAGAAAAGAGCUUAAAAGUUUUUGUCUCCGGAAUCAAUUGGAAGUGUUUGUUUUUAUCUGCUACAGCAAAAAUUGGUUAAAAUCUGUUUUAAUUUUUUCUAAUAAAACUGUUAUUAUUUUUUGAACAUAAAUUAUUGCGUUAAGUUAAGUUCGGAUUUGAAUUAAUGGCAUCAAAAACAUUAUCUUAAAAGAAAUUAAGGAAGAGAAAUGCUAAGAAAAAACUUUAAAAGAAACACAAAAUUAAGAAUCCUUAAAGAAUAUGUGGUACUUUCAUAGGUGGAAGCAAACUUGAAAAAAAAAAUAUUUUUCACAAACUUGAAUGAAAUGACUGCCAUUAAAUCGUUAGCGGCUGUCAAAAAUGACAAGGAUCUUAAAAUGAUUGCCAAACAAAACAAAUCAGCGCCGAAUUUAAGAAGAAUUCAAGUGAUACAAUAUGCUUCCUCGAAAUAUAUUUCCAAAUUUGACGACGAUUUUAAUUGUCAUCAGCGAAUUUUUUGUGCCAAAGCUGGAUUCGACGUUAAUUGUUCUCCGUGUAGAAUAAAAACAAAAACAACAACUACAUCAGCAGGAUCAAUAGAAACCUCAUUCUUGCCACAACGAAGAUGUUAUUAUUUUAGUAAAAUUUAUUCAAUACAGAGGCUUCUUGUUUCGUUGGUUCUUGCUACAUUUAUAAUUGGUGUUACUUCCUUACCACCUGUUAUACGCAUUGGUGCUAUCUUCACAGAGGAUCAAAAAGAUAGCAGUACUGAAUUAGCAUUUAAAUAUGCCGUCUAUAGAAUAAAUAAAGAUAAGACAAUUUUACCUAAUACACAAUUAGUUUACGAUAUAGAAUAUGUUCCUCGCGAUGAUUCAUUUCGAACAUCGAAAAAAGUUUGUCGUCAAUUAGAAUCUGGAGUUCAAGUGAUAUUUGGACCAUCAGAUCCAUUACUAGGCGGCCACAUUCAAUCUAUAUGUGAAGCCUUAGAUAUACCCCAUGUUGAGGCACGCAUCGAUUUGGACCAAAGUGUUAAGGAAUUUUCAAUAAAUUUGUAUCCUUCUCAAACGCAUAUGAACAUUGCAUACAGGGAUUUGAUGGCUUACUUAAAUUGGACCAAAGUUGCUAUUAUUUAUGAAGAGGAUAACGGACUUUUUAAACAGCAAGAACUAAUGAGAACAACAGCAACAUCUAAGGCUGAAAUGUAUAUAAGGCAAGCAACGCCAGAAACAUAUCGACAAGUUUUAAAAGAAAUACGACAAAAAGAAAUUUAUAAGCUCAUUGUUGAUACAAAUCCAAGUCAUAUAAAUUUAUUUUUUCGAGGGAUUCUGCAGUUGCAAAUGAACGACUACAGAUACCAUUAUAUGUUCACAACGUUUGAUAUUGAAGCUUUUGACUUAGAAGACUUUAAGUAUAAUAGCGUCAACAUAACAGCUUUUCGUUUGGUUGAUGUGGAAAGUAAGCAAUAUAAUAAAAUUAUGGAUCAAAUGAAAAAGUUUCAACAUAGCGGUCAUACUAUUUUUGACGGCCAACCUUCGAUUCAAACUCAACCAGCCUUGAUGUUUGAUUCAGUAUAUGCCUUUGCUGCUGGAUUAAUGCAUUUGGAUCGGAGUCAUACGUUAACUGUGGCAAAUUUAUCAUGUGAUUCUGAAAUACCCUGGAGCGAUGGUCUAUCGCUGUACAAUUAUAUAAAUUCGGCCAGCAUAAGUGGACUAACAGGCAAUGUUCAAUUUAGGGAAGGUCGACGAAACAAUUUCAAAAUUGACUUGCUCAAACUCAAACAAGAACGCAUACAAAAGGUUGGUUUUUGGAAUCCUGAAGAAGGUGUCAAUGUAACAGACCCAUCUGCAUUUUAUGAUAUUAAUUCGACAAACAUUACUCUCGUUGUAAUGACGCGAAAGGAGAAGCCUUAUGUCAUGGUUAAAGAAGACGCUAAUCUUACUGGAAACGCCCGUUAUGAGGGAUUUUGUAUCGAUCUUCUAAAAGCAAUAGCUUCACAAGUUGGAUUCCAUUACAAAAUCGAAUUGGUACCUGAUGCCAUGUAUGGAGUGUUCAAUCCAGAAACAAAUUCUUGGAAUGGCAUCGUUCGGGAAUUAAUGGAGAGGAGAGCUGAUUUAGCAGUUGCUUCCAUGACAAUUAAUUAUGCUCGUGAAAGUGUUAUUGAUUUCACGAAACCAUUUAUGAAUUUGGGAAUAGGAAUAUUGUUCAAAGUACCAACCAGCCAACCAACACGUUUAUUCUCAUUCAUGAACCCCUUGGCUGUGGAAAUUUGGUUAUAUGUGCUAGCCGCCUAUCUCUUAGUUUCGUUUACAUUAUUUGUAAUGGCGCGAUUUUCCCCUUACGAAUGGAAUAAUCCUCAUCCAUGCCUGAAGGAAUCCGAUAUUGUUGAAAAUCAGUUUUCUGUGUCGAAUAGUUUUUGGUUCAUAACUGGUACAUUCCUUCGCCAGGGAUCUGGACUUAAUCCAAAGAAAUCAGAACGAGUGCAAAAUCAAUUCUUCUCGUUCAUGAAUCCCUUAGCUGUAGAGAUUUGGUGCUACAUAGCAAUUGGUUAUGUCCUGGUAUCAUUGACCAUUUGGAUUGUGGCUCGGUUCUCACCAUUCGAAUGGCAACCAGCAAAGCCUCCAUGUUCGAUGGCUUGUGAGCAUAUGCUUAGUCGAAUUCGACAAGCUGCCAGGGAUCGUAUGAAGGAACAUCAGGAACAGCAGGCAGCUCAAGGUUUGUCAAUUGUGCAGAGCUCGGUUAUUCCAUUGGUGAGUUCAUUGAGAACAGCUUCUACGAAAGACUCGCCGACACAAAAAAAAUCGAAUAAAACAACUCAUCAAGUUCAUCAUGACCAAGAAGCCUUGAGUAACCAAGAAGAACAUGAAUGCAGUGAUACCGAAAGUAAAACAAUUUUUGUUGAGAAUUUUGAGAAUGCUGAUAUAAUCGACGAACAUGAUGAGCCCGAUAAUGAACCUACAAACGACCAACAAAGAAAUAAUAGUAAUUACAGCACCCGUAAUGACGAUGAUGAAGGGGGGGAAGAUUGCAUAUAUCAUAAUAUUGAAAAUGACGAUGAGCCGAAUGAAAUGUGGGAAAUGUGUGAGCAUGUUCAUACCGAUGAAACAGAAUUGGUUAGCAUUCGAAAUGAAUUUACGCUCAAAAAUAGUUUUUGGUUCGCAAUUGGAACAUUAAUGCAACAAGGAUCUGACUUGUAUCCAAGGGCCACUUCGACAAGAAUAGUUGGUGGUAUUUGGUGGUUCUUUACUCUGAUUAUUAUCUCGUCGUACACUGCCAAUUUAGCUGCCUUUCUUACCGUCGAGCGAAUGAUAACUCCUAUUGAAAGUGCAGCAGACUUGGCUGAGCAAACUGAUAUUUCCUAUGGCACACUUGAAGGAGGAUCCACGAUGACGUUUUUUAGGGAUUCGAAAAUAGGUAUUUAUCAAAAAAUGUGGCGCUAUAUGGAAAGCCGAAAGCCAUCGGUAUUCGUCAAAACCUAUGAAGAGGGCAUUAAGAGGGUUCUUGAUGGAAAUUAUGCGUUCCUUAUGGAAUCGACUAUGCUCGACUAUGCUGUACAAAGAGACUGUAAUUUAACUCAAAUCGGUGGACUUCUUGACUCUAAAGGUUAUGGCAUUGCCACACCAAAGGGUUCUCCUUGGCGUGAUAUUAUUUCAUUAGCAAUUCUGGAACUACAAGAAAAAGGUAUUAUACAAAUCCUUUAUGACAAGUGGUGGAAAAAUACUGGUGAUGUAUGUAAUCGAGAUGAUAAAAGCAAGGAAUCGAAAGCAAAUGCUUUGGGUGUAGAAAAUAUUGGUGGCGUUUUUGUUGUACUACUAUGUGGAUUGGCUUUGGCUGUUGUCGUUGCCAUAUUGGAGUUUUGUUGGAAUUCAAAGAAGAAUGCACAGACCGAACGGCAAUCCCUGUGUUCAGAAAUGGCUGAAGAACUACGAUUUGCUAUGCACUGCCAUGCAUCGAAACAACGUCCUGCAGUUAAGAGAAACUGCACGAAAUGUGCCACUGGAACAACUUAUGUUCCCGGAAGUAUUGGAAUGUCACACAUAAAUGGAGUUCAUUAUAAUUUUUUAAAUUAAUAUAGAACAAAUAGAACAUUAAUAAAAAAAAAAACAAAUAAAAAUAAGUUAAUAGGGUAAAGGAAAUAUUAGAACAUUUUGAAUGUAUUGCAUUUAUUUGUUUGUAUGAGAGAUAAAUGGAAUAUGAAUUUGAAAAAAUAGUACGAAUUUCUCUAGAAACUAUUGAUUAGUAAUAAAGAUUUCUUGGAAAGGAAGUCUCCAA
Messenger RNA from Eupeodes corollae, 5077 nucleotides. Its product is annotated as glutamate receptor ionotropic, kainate 2. Gene Ontology annotation, biological process: monoatomic ion transport. Gene Ontology annotation, cellular component: postsynaptic membrane; plasma membrane. NCBI's taxonomy places the organism in Eukaryota, Metazoa, Arthropoda, Insecta, Diptera, Syrphidae. The transcript has 16 exons. The record is from RefSeq and is a predicted model, not a curated record. Bases 1156 to 4875 code for a protein of 1239 amino acids. Gene Ontology annotation, molecular function: glutamate-gated receptor activity.